AUGCGAUUAUUCUCGUACAAGGCAGUAGCAAAUCCAGCGUACAUAUGUCAAAUCGUCGACGAUCCGAUUUUGGAAGCGUUCAAUUUGUCUUACGAGCUACAGGAAGCCGCCUCCUUCGUCAAAGAAUUUUACCACGAUUACAUAGCACUCGCUGAGAACGUCAUGCAGUUCGCGACCGAUCUGAUCGAUUGCGCCAGAAGCGUGGACGAAGUAGAAGUCAUCUUGAAACAGUCUACUGGAUUUGCCCAUUCGUAUAAAUUUAUAUACCCGAGGCUAUUGUUCGCGCUGCACAACACGCAGAGAACCUUUGUGGCUCAUCCUAAUGUACAACAGUUAAUUACGAGCAAGUGGAUCGACGGCUGGUACGAAUGGAAGAUCAUGAACCCGUGGAUGAAGUCUUUAUUCAUACUAAUGCGAAUCUUCAUGCUACCGGUGAUCCUGGUAGUGGUUUUGGUCGCUCCAAAUUCAAAGAGGUCGAAAUUUUGGCAAUCACCGGUCAACAAGUUUAUUUCAUCCACCGCCAGUUACUUGGUGUUCCUGUUGAUCGUUUUUCUUCAAUCGAACGUAGACAAAACCGAACAGCUUCGCGGACCGCCUAACUCUGGUAUACCCUAUUACCUGAUAUCGACAGAUCGAACAGAAAUCGAACAGUAGCGCCUUGACUUCUCACCUCCGGCUGCUUCCUCAGCAUACGUCUGGGUUUUGAUAAUUUACGUGAUGUCGUACGCCUGGUCGUUGAUUCGUAUGUGCAUAAUACACGGGCCGAAGAGAUUCUUCG
Messenger RNA from Bombus pyrosoma, 778 nucleotides. RefSeq names its product short transient receptor potential channel 4-like. The record is from RefSeq and is a predicted model, not a curated record. Gene Ontology annotation, cellular component: cation channel complex; membrane. The transcript has 3 exons. Gene Ontology annotation, molecular function: inositol 1,4,5 trisphosphate binding; store-operated calcium channel activity. Gene Ontology annotation, biological process: regulation of cytosolic calcium ion concentration; manganese ion transport; calcium ion transmembrane transport. The coding region runs from base 1 to 654 and encodes 217 amino acids. Lineage: Eukaryota; Metazoa; Arthropoda; Insecta; Hymenoptera; Apidae.